Messenger RNA from Apis mellifera (honey bee), 2183 nucleotides. RefSeq names its product large subunit GTPase 1 homolog (gene Ns3). The transcript has 4 exons. Gene Ontology annotation, molecular function: GTPase activity; GTP binding. Bases 101 to 2038 code for a protein of 645 amino acids. Gene Ontology annotation, biological process: ribosomal subunit export from nucleus. Lineage: Eukaryota; Metazoa; Arthropoda; Insecta; Hymenoptera; Apidae. The record is from RefSeq and is a predicted model, not a curated record. Gene Ontology annotation, cellular component: cytosol.
CUGUUCAUACCGUUACGUUACUUCCGAUAUUCGAUAGUUGUGUUUUAGUAACAAUCAUUCUCACGCCAUGCUUUUUUGAAGUAAUAUAAUAUUUAAAAAAAUGGGUAAAAAAGGAAAAAUAAAAAGUGGCAAUUUAGGAAAAUCUUUGAUUAGAGAUCGUUUUAGUUCGUCUAGAAAUAAAAGAAAUGUUGAUUCAUCUAUGCUUCACACCACCGAAUUAAAUGAUGGUUACGAUUGGGGACGUCUCAAUCUUCAAUCUGUCACAGAAGAAAAUUCUUUUCAAGAAUUUCUUUCUACUGCAGAGUUAGCAGGAACCGAAUUUCAUGCCGAGAAAUUAAACAUCAAAUUUGUUAAUCCAAAAAGUGGAAUCGGAUUACUUUCGAAAGAUGAAAAAGAGAAAGUGUUGGAGUCACAAAAGAAAAAUAAAACACUUCUGAAAAUACCAAGAAGGCCAAAAUGGGAUAGUUCUACUACAGCUCAUGAAUUACAAAGCAAAGAAAGAGAAGAAUUUUUAGAAUGGAGACGUUCUCUUUCUAUGUUACAAGAAACAGAGGGAUUAAUGUUAACUCCAUAUGAAAAGAAUUUGGAAUUUUGGAGACAAUUAUGGAGAGUAGUAGAACGCAGUGAUAUUGUUGUACAGAUAGUUGAUGCGAGAAAUCCACUCCUCUUCCGUUGUGAAGAUUUGGAAUCAUAUGUUAAAGAAGUAGAUUCUAAAAAGAUGAAUAUAAUAUUGAUUAAUAAAGCAGAUUUUUUAACAGAAGAACAGAGACAAAUAUGGGCAGAAUAUUUCACAAAUAUUAAGUUAAAAGUUGCAUUUUUUUCUGCCAUAUUAGCAGUUGAAAAAGAGAAGAUAAAAGAUAUAAUAGAAGAAGAUUAUUCUGAAAAUGAACAAAAUAGUGACAUAGAAAAUGAUGACAGUGAUAAAUCAUUAUAUACUUCAGAAUUUGCUUCAGAAAGUGAAUAUGAAAGUGCAGAUGAUGGUAGUAAUAAUACCAAUAUUGAAAAUGAGAAAAAAAUAAAUUGUAAAGACAAUAAAAACAAUAUAAAUGAUUUAAAAAUUUCAGAAAAGAAAACAAAUAAAAAAAAUAUAGAAGACAAUACAGAGAUAAAAAAUUCAUCAGAAUUGUUAAGUAGAGAUCAAUUAGUAUUAUUUUUUAAAACAAUUUAUAAAGGUGAAACAUAUACAAAAGGAAUUACAACAAUUGGUUUAGUUGGUUAUCCAAAUGUAGGUAAGAGUUCUACAAUAAAUGCCUUGUUAAUGGACAAAAAAGUAUCAGUAUCUGCAACACCAGGUAAAACAAAGCAUUUUCAAACACUAUUCUUGGAUAAGGAUCUACUUCUUUGUGAUUGUCCUGGAUUAGUAAUGCCCUCUUUUGUUUGUACAAAAGCUGAAAUGAUUAUACAUGGUAUACUGCCAAUUGAUCAAAUGAAAGAUCAUGUACCUUCAAUUACAUUAUUGGGUACUUUAAUACCAAGGCAUAUUAUAGAGGAUCUUUAUGGGAUUAUGAUACCUCUACCAUUAGAAGGAGAAGAUUCUGAUCGUGCUCCAACUGCAGAAGAAAUUUUAAAUGCUUAUGGAUAUAGUAGAGGUUUCAUGACACAAAAUGGACAACCAGAUAAUCCACGCUCCGCACGAUAUCUUUUGAAAGAUUUUGUAAAUGGUAGAUUGUUAUAUUGUGUUGCACCACCAACAAUAGAACAAAAAAAAUUCCAUACAUUCCCUCCACGAAAAAGAAUAAUUUCUGAAAAUAAACAUUUACCGCCUAGAACGGUGCGCGCGAAUAAAGGAAGUAAAAUUACGCCAGAAGAUGUAGAUAAAGUAUUUUUUCAAAAUAAUAUUUCUAAUAUUCAUGUAAAAGGAGUGAUUGGAAAAAUGCAUAGUUUAUGCCGAUCUAGUUCUAACGAUAUAGGAUCAAUAACUGGUUCUACACAGAGUUUGUUGCUUGAAGAAAAACCAUGGAAAAAGAUUAACAAACAUUCGAAUAAAAAAAAACGCGAGAAAACAAGAAGAUUAUACGCUCAUCUUGAUCAACAUUGAUUUUAUGAAUAUUUAUAUUAUAUUGUGAGAAUUGAAGGCCUUUUCGCUAUAUAACAGCGGAUCAUAUUUUGUAAUAUACAAGUCUCUGUAUUCAUAAGCACAUCAGAGACUCAUAUCAGUUCUACAUACCACAAAUACAUUCUAA